AUGGACGAUUCGGUCUUUGACGACGUCGAGAACGACUCUGAUGGCUUCACCCCCGAGCUCAAACCAAAGCCGAAAGCGAAGCCUGCCACCAAGAAACCUGCAGUAAAGCCUGCCCCCAAGAAGAUGGUCCAGACCACCUUGAAGUCCACCAAAGCAGUGCCCAAGAAGCGCGCAAAGCCCGCUAGCGACGAUGAGGGCGACGAGCAUGCCGACAACUCAGAUUUCUCCCAGACUCCCCCGAAAAAGAAGACCAAGCCACCCGCCCCUAAGAAGGCCGCCGGCAAGCCUCUCGAAGAAAUCGAAAAUGACAGCAUGAUGCUCGAUGGUCCUUCCGACUCCAAACCCGCCAAGAAGAAGUCAGCCACAGAGACCUACCAGAAGCUGACCCAGCUCGAACAUAUCAUCAAGAGGCCUGACACAUAUAUCGGCUCGGUAGAACGGACAGAGCAGCAGAUGUGGGUCUUUGACAAGGAGCAGGACCGCAUGGUUUUCCGCAAGGUCAACUUCGUGCCCGGUCUCUACAAGAUUUUCGACGAAAUUCUCGUCAAUGCGGCCGACAACAAACAACGUGACCCCAACAUGAAGCAGAUGAAGGUCAAGGUCAAUCGCGAGGCCGGCGAGAUCACCGUCGAGAACGACGGUAAAGGAAUUCCGGUGGAGAUGCACGAGAAGGAAGGCGUCCUUAUCCCGGAACUGGUUUUCGGACAUCUGCUCGCUGGUUCUAAUUUCGAUGAUGACGAGAAGAAGACGGUGGGUGGCCGGAACGGUUACGGUGCAAAGCUUUGCAACGUCUUCAGUACCGAGUUCACACUGGAGUGUCAAGACUCCAAGAACGGCAAGAGAUACAAGCAAACAUGGCAUGACAACAUGGGCAAGAUGGAUAAAGCCAAGGUCACUUCCAACAAGUCCGCCGAUUUUGUCCGCGUCACCUUCAAGCCCGAUUUCGACCGCUUCGGCAUGCCAGAUGGCAUUGACGACGAUCUUGAGGCUCUCAUCAAUCGUCGAGUUUACGAUAUGGCCGGUACAGUCCGUGGCGUCAAGGUCUUCCUGAACGACACUCACCUGAAGUUGGACUUCAAGAAGUACUGCGAGAUGUACGCCAAGUCCAUUGCAGAAGAGCGCGGUUCGGAAGAGGGCGUGGAGCCAAAGGCCAGCGUCAUCCUCGAGGACUCAAAGGGUCAUCCCAGAUGGGAAAUCGCAUUCUCCGUCUCAAACGGCUCCUUUCAGCAAGUAUCAUUUGUUAAUUCAAUCGCAACGACGCAGGGCGGCACUCAUGUCAACUACAUUGCCGACAUGAUCUGCAACUCUCUUCUCGCCCACUUGAACAAGAAGAAGAAGGGCCAUGCCCUGAAGGCCAACCAUGUCAAGAAUCACAUCUUCAUCUUCGUCAACUGCCUGGUCACCAAUCCAGCUUUCACAUCCCAGACCAAGGAACAAUUGACCACCAAAUCUAGUCAAUUCGGUAGCAAAUGUCUGUUGACGGAGAAAUUCAUGAAAGACAUUGCCAAGACGGACGCAAUCACAAACAUCAUCGACUUCGCUGAGAGAAAAGCAGACAAGAUGAUGGCAAAGAGUGAUGGAAACAAGCGUUCAAGAAUCAAUAACGCAAAGCUUGUUGACGCCAACUUGGCGGGAACCAAGUAUGGCCACGAGUGUACUUUGAUCUUGACAGAAGGUGACUCUGCCAAGAGUUUGGCUGUCGCCGGCCGUGCCAUCCUUGAUCCGGAUCGUAUUGGUGUCUUUCCUCUCAGGGGUAAGAUGCUGAACGUUCGUGAUGCUUCAAUCGAUCAGAUCACGAAGAACCAAGAGAUUCAGAACAUCAAGCAAUUCCUGGGCUUGAAGCACAAGACGCACUACACAGACACCAAGAGUCUUCGAUAUGGUCAUCUAAUGAUCAUGGCUGAUCAGGACCACGAUGGUAGUCAUAUUAAGGGCCUCUUGAUAAACUUCUUACAAGUGCAAUUCCCUUCCCUGCUUCAGAUUCCUGAUUUUUUCAGGGAGUUUAUCACCCCUAUCGUAAAGAUUUGGCAAGGCCCCAACCCUAAGAAACCCCAGAAACUGAUUUCUUUCUUUACACAACCUCAGUACGAGAACUGGAAGGGGCAGCAUCAAGCUGAACUCAAGAAAUGGCAGUACAAAUACUACAAGGGUUUGGGUACAAGUUCCAACGAAGAUGCCCAGGUUUACUUCACAAAUCUUGACGAUCACCUGAAGGAGUUUGAUGUCAUGAAAGCCGAAGAAGCAGAGUUGUUCGAACUGGCUUUCUCGAAGAAGAAGGCCGACGCUCGAAAAGAGUGGCUGGGCAACUUUGUACCAGGCACUUUCCUCGACCACUCGUCCAAGGCCAUCACAUACGACGAUUUUGUCAACCGAGAGCUGAUUCUGUUCAGUAUGGCAGAUAACAUGAGAUCUAUCCCUUCAAUGAUUGACGGCCUCAAGCCCGGCCAGCGCAAGGUUCUCUUUGCUUGUUUGAAGCGAAACCUGAUCAAGGACAAGAAGGUUGUUGAAUUAGCUGGUUACGUCUCCGAGCAAACUGCUUAUCACCACGGCGAAGUCUCUUUACAACAGACAAUCGUUGCUUUGGCUCAAAACUUUGUUGGAUCCAACAAUGUCAAUAUUCUUGAGCCUAGUGGCAAUUUCGGUUCUCGGCUUGCAGGUGGAUCUGAUGCCGCCAGCGCACGUUACAUCCACACGAGACUAUCUCCCUUUGCUCGAAAGAUCUUUUCCCCCCUCGACGAGCCUAAUCUAGAGAACAACGUCGAAGACGGCAAGAGGAUCGAGCCGAAAGUUUAUGCACCUGUCAUCCCCAUGUUACUUGUCAAUGGUGGUGAGGGUAUUGGUACUGGUUGGAGCACCAGCAUCCCCAAUCACCACCCAAUGGACAUCGUCAAGAAUCUCAGACGCCGCAUGGGUCGGCUAGAUGACAAUGAUGAGCAGCCGUUCGAGCCCAUGACGCCCUGGUUCCGAGGCUGGAAGGGGACACCAUCAGCAGCAGGCCCAUACCGCUAUCAGUUUGACGGCAUCGCCUCUGUAGACGAGAAGAAGAAGAACGAAGUUCUAGUCACUGAGCUGCCGAUCCGAAUGUGGACUGAUGACUUCAAGGCCAAACUUGAAGACGUACUCAAGGCCGAAAAAACCCCAUCAUGGAUCAAGGAUUACAAGGAGUUCAACGAUCACAAAAAUGUACACUUCGAGAUCCAGGUCGACGACAAAACAGCUGCAGCCUUGCAGGGUCCAAACGCGCAAGAACUGUUGCUCGAAAAGUUUAAGCUGCAAAAGCAGGUACCGACAUCGAACCUGGUCGCCUUUGACACUCGUGGCAUGAUUCGGAAGUACGAAACGAUCGACGAGAUCAUGGAAGAGUACUACGUCUUCCGUCUUAAGUUGUACAAGGAACGCAAGGCUCAUUGGCUCGGUGUCUUGAACGGCGACUUGAAGAAGCUGUCGAAUCAGGCUCGUUUCAUCAAGGAGAUUAUGGACAACAAGCUUGUAGUCAAUCGCAAAAAGAAGCAAGUUGUCGUUGACGAGUUGCGUGCUUGCAAAUAUGACGCUUUCCCGAAGAAUUCCGAUACAAAGAAGACCAAGGCGGACGAGGAUGAAGUAGAUGCUGAAGGCGAAGAGGAGAUUGAGACUGAAAGCGAUGCAGGCGCACGUGAUUAUGACUACCUUCUCUCGAUGCCGAUUUGGUCGUUCACCCAAGAACGCCUGGAUAGACUAAUGGAUCAAAUGAACAAGAAGAAGUUUGAACACGACGAGCUUGAAGCCAAGAGCGAAAAGGAUCUCUGGUGUGCUGACCUCGAUGAGUUUGAGCUUGAGUGGGAGAGCCAGUUGCGUCUUGAUGCCGAGAUCACGACUUCCAUCCGUCGCAUGGGUCGCCGCGUAUCCAAAAAGAUUGGCGCCGGUCGAGGCCGUAAGCCAAAGGGUGACGAUGACUAUGCCCCUGCUGCCAAGUCACGGCCGGCGGCAAAGCCUGCUGCUAAAGCUGCCACCAAACCUACGGUAACUAAGGCGACGGUUGUACCGCAGAAAACCCACCAAGCUUUCACGGAGAAAUUCUCAAGACGAAAGAGUUUGGACGGUACUGAGGAAGAUUCGGAUGCUUUCUCGGAUGAUGACUUUGCCGCACUGAAGAGCAAACCAUCAAAGAAGGCUGCCAGUGCUGCCCUGGAGCCCGCAGUGGCUGCUGAGGAGUCUGACGAUGAGGUCGUUGUGCCCGCUGCUGCCCGAGGGAAGCGUGCUGCAGCGGCCAAGCCCAAAGCUUGGAUUAUUGAUGACGACGACUUCCAGAGCUCCGACGACGACGACAAGAUGCUCGGCGACGUAGGGGCUCUCGUCAAAGGGAUUCCUGGUGCAUCUGGUGACUCGGGUGAGAACAAGACAGGCCGAGUUAGUCUGUUUGCCAUGUCGCGGCCUGACAGCAGCCAGGGUAACUCGACAGCACUGAAGGUCAAAUCAAAGCCUAACAAGACAUUUGACAUGGAUUCUCAUGACGACACCAACUACGAGAUGCUCGCCAAGCCGAGCCCACACAAGUCGCCGUUCACCCGCAAUGAGAUUGACUCCUUCCUCAGCGAUGAUGACUUGCCAGUAUCCAAGCCUGCUGUCAAGACUACGGCGACAAAGGCGAAGUCAUCUGCCUCUCCCUCGGAAGAGCCCAAACCUGCCGUGAAAAAGGCUCGCGGUCGUGCUGCUGGUACCAAGAACAGCAAGCCCAAGGAGGACGUGCCAGUUGUCAAAAAGAAGGCAGCCGCCGUCGCAAAGCCUGCUGUUCAACUCUCUCCUGCUGCGAAGCUAUACAAGAAGAAAACCGCAGAGAAGGCUAAGCCCAAGAAGGACGUAUUCGAUCUGGAUGACGACGAAGAUGAGAUGAUGGCUGAGCCCGACUCCCCAGAACCUCGACCUGCUGCUCGUAGCACCAGACCGGGACGUGCUGCUGCCGCCAAGAAGAAGCCUGUAUACAUCAUCGACGAUGAUGAGGACGAGGAUGAGGACGACAUGAUACAACUUGACGGCGAGUCCGAGGGUGGGCAAGACGAGAGUGAUGACUUUGCCAUGGACGACUCUGAGUAG
Truncatella angustata is the source of this 5070-nucleotide messenger RNA. Its product is annotated as DNA topoisomerase. Gene Ontology annotation, cellular component: nucleus. The transcript has 4 exons. The coding region runs from base 1 to 5070 and encodes 1689 amino acids. Gene Ontology annotation, biological process: sister chromatid segregation; DNA topological change; resolution of meiotic recombination intermediates. The record is from RefSeq and is a predicted model, not a curated record. Lineage: Eukaryota; Fungi; Ascomycota; Sordariomycetes; Amphisphaeriales; Sporocadaceae. Gene Ontology annotation, molecular function: DNA binding; ATP binding; DNA topoisomerase type II (double strand cut, ATP-hydrolyzing) activity.